This is a messenger RNA of Petromyzon marinus (sea lamprey), 3198 nucleotides long. The record is from RefSeq and is a predicted model, not a curated record. Lineage: Eukaryota; Metazoa; Chordata; Hyperoartia; Petromyzontiformes; Petromyzontidae.
UGAACGAGGCGCAGCAGCGUCAGAGGGAGAUUUGACGGCGGCUCCGUCACUCGCACCAAAGUUCUCUUUUCCGUCUUCGCCUUCUCUUCUCUUCCCCCCCCCUCCCCUUCCCCCCCCCCCUCUCCUCCAGCUCCCUUCUCCACGACUCAGCGCUCAUUCUUCCUUCGAUGGUUCCCCGAGUCCUCCUCCGUUUCAUUCGUUCCCAUUGAUUUCAUUCGCGCGCUCCCGUCCGGCGGCGGCGGCGGCGCGCUAACGUCGCUCCGUCAUUUAAGCGCCCGCGAGCCCAUCCGCGAAUUGGUGGAAAUCGCGCGCGAAUGCGAACAUUGAAUAGAAAUACAGACAGCGUAGAGAGACCGCGCGCGUGUGUGCAUCGUUAAUGCAAUUAAAUAUUGAAUAUUUUUUUAAAAAAUGAUAUAGACAUUAUUUCGAAUCGUUGCAAUUGAACGCGCGUAUAACGCACACCACACCACACGUGCGUUGAUGUUCAAUGGGCACGCGUAUGUGUAUAUAAUUUCACGGCCGGGCUAUAAUCCAGACGGAACACAUACAUAUAUAUGUGUGUGUGUGUGCACACGCGUCUCUAUGUGUAGUAUUAAUGUCGAGGCUUAGUGCCGCGUUAACUGCCGAGUCAGCAAAUCCGCUGCCUUAUAAUCAGCAGCAGCAGUAGUAGCAGGGAGUAUCAGUAGCAUCUGCAGCUGUGCUAUAAUCAUCAGCGGUAUCGGCAGCAGAAACGCCAGCUUUGUUAUUAUUAUCACCAUCAGCUGCAGCAGCUGCAGCAGCAGUAACCAUAUCUACAGCACCAUCAUCAUCAUCCCAAUCACAGGCAGCAGCAGCAGCAGGAAGAGCUGUAUCAUCAGCAGCGGGAUCAGAUGCACAAGCAGUAGCGUUCAACUGUGAUACCAUCACCGAUUACACGACCACAGCUACCACCAAACCACCACCAGCUACAUCAGCAUCAAUCAUCACCCUCGCCACCACGGGCUACAUCAACCACGAUCAUCAUCAUCAUCCUCACCCACUCUCACCAACACCUUAACCACGGCAUAAUCCUCACCACCAUCAAAUUCAACCUUUCACCACCACCCGUCACCAAAACCUCUCCACCCCGGCACCGUGGCGCUGUGAACGGCGACUUUCCUCCCCAUCCCUCCUCCUCCUCCUCAUCAUCAUUAUGGAGAGAAGAAUUCUCGAGUUCCACCAGGCUCAGUUCGGCCUGGGAUUGGCAGCGCUGCCCGGGUUCCGCUACCCGCUCACCCCUCACCCGGUCUUCGACGUGGCACCCCACCAGCUCGACACCACGCCGAGACCCGGCCCGGCACCCUUCACCAUCGAGGGCCUGCUCAGCGGGGGGUGUCCGGAGCCGCUCACCCCCGGCGCGGCAGCCUACCUGGCCGGAGACAGCUCGCUGCCACUCGCCGAGGCCUCCGAUCUGGAGAAGGAGAACCCGGGCUGUAAGCGGCGUCGAACCCGGACCAACUUCUCAGGCUGGCAACUCGAGGAGCUGGAGCGCGCGUUCACGGAGAGCCACUACCCGGACGUGUUCAUGCGCGAGGCUCUCGCCCUGCGCCUCGACCUCGUGGAGUCGCGGGUGCAGGUUUGGUUCCAGAACCGCCGCGCCAAGUGGCGCAAGAAGGAGAACACGAAGAAAGGUCCCGGCAGGCCGGCGCAUAACGCGCACCCGCUCACGUGCAGCGGCGAGCCCAUGGACCCGGCCGACAUCGCCCGCAGGGAACGCGAAAGGCUCGAGAGGAAGAAACGAAAGCUCGAGCGCAGGGGUCUGAAGGCGGCUGCCGCAGCGGCGGCGGCGGCGGCCGGAGGAGGCGGCGGCGGCGGCGUUGGUGGUGGCGGCUUAGGAGGAGUCGGCGGACUGAGACAAGGGCCGUUGUCCGUGUCCGGUGACGAGAGCGACUCCAGCUCGUCCAUGCAGGGUGGCUGUGGAGACAGUGGGAGUAGCGGUGGUGGCGGUGGUCCCGUGUCGUUCACGCACGCGUUCCUGCAGGGCGCUGUCAAGGUUGGUGGUGGUGGUGGUGGUGAUGAUGAGGGUUCGCUGAAGGUUGCGCGGGAUGAGGAGGUGGGUGGUGGUGGUGGUGGUGGUGGAUCGGCGGGUGGGAGCAGGGACUUAGGGUCUGGAGUUGUUGGAGGAACCGGGGGAGGUCGGGAAAGCGUGGGCGCUACGCAACCGUCCGAUCUACAACAUCAUCAUCACCAUCAGCAGCAACAUCAUCAGCUCCAUCAGCAACAUCACCAUCAGCAGCAGCAGCAGCAGGAACAACACCAACAACACCAGCUAAACAACCAUCACAACCACAACCAUCACAACCAUCACCUCCUCCACCAUAACCACCAUCACCACCACCACCAGCAACAACAACAACAGCAGCAGCAGCAGCAUCAACAUCCUCAUCAGCAGCAGCAGCAGCAUCAUCAUCAGCAGCAGGGGGAGUCUGACGACACGAAGACGACGCUCAGAGCGAACCCGUUCAGCGUGGAGAGUCUGCUGGCCGAUCGCCCCCCGCAACGCCGGCGUCGCGACUACGAGUCGCCGUGCAAGAUCGGCGGCGGUGGUGGCGGCGGUGGCGGUGGUGGCGGUGGGGGGGUCACCGUGAUUGGGGCGGGCGGCGGUGCCGGCUGCCCUCCUCGCCUCUCUUUCUUCCCGGUCACUCAGCCCCUCGGAUUCCUCAUUCAGCACCGAGCGUGCGGCAGCCGCAGCAGCAGCAGCGGCAGCGAGCGACGCGGGAACGACGCCAGGCACGUGCAGCGAUGCGAUGGUGGGGAUGACGAUGACGACGACGACGAUGACGACGACGACGACGACGACGAUGAUGACGAUGACGACGAUGGAAGCCACGAGGGCGGUGCUGUUGUUGAAUCACCGGCGGCUAAGACUGUAGCGGUGGCGCCAGCAGCUGACGAUGCGAAUGCUGCAGCGGUGGAUGAUAAUGAUGAUGUCGAAGGGGUGAAGUUGGGGAGAGACGCGGCUGCCGGUGAGGAUGAGAAGGAGAGAGCUGCCGGGGAGAUGAAUGGAGGAGACGCUUUGAAAUCCGCGGCCGCCGCCGUGACGGAGAGCGAGGUGGGAGUCAAGCAGCAGCAGCAGCAGCUUCAUCAGCAUCAUCAUCAGCAGCAGCAUCAGCAGCAGGCGCAGGAAGGUGAUGAUGAUGACGAUGAGUAAGGACACGAGAGCGGACUGAAGGAAGCGGG